This is a messenger RNA of Branchiostoma floridae (Florida lancelet), 3629 nucleotides long. RefSeq names its product tripartite motif-containing protein 3-like. The record is from RefSeq and is a predicted model, not a curated record. NCBI's taxonomy places the organism in Eukaryota, Metazoa, Chordata, Leptocardii, Amphioxiformes, Branchiostomatidae. The transcript is spliced from 2 exons. Gene Ontology annotation, biological process: protein polyubiquitination; proteasome-mediated ubiquitin-dependent protein catabolic process; negative regulation of translation. Gene Ontology annotation, molecular function: ubiquitin protein ligase activity; translation repressor activity; protein binding. Bases 921 to 2741 code for a protein of 606 amino acids.
CGUUAACGUAACUUAGAUGUUGCGGAAUGUCCUACUAAAGAUUCAUAUCAAAGGCUUUGGGGGAGGUAAUUCAUUGUCUUAGCGUUACCAGUAAAACGUGCACAUGUUUGAAGAAAUCAAUCUACUAAAUUCAUUCAUUGGCGUAACGUUACGUAACGUAACUAUGUGUUGAUAGAGUUACCGCAAAUCCAGGACAGCAAACAAAUUACUUUUCUCUUGUCAUGACAGUGCUCGGGGGAGUAUCUGAAGCCAUUGUCAUGCUUUAUCAAUCUACGUGAUAUGUUUUGUAUGAUUAAAUGAGACGUGUCAUCAUUUUGGUCAAUCAACUAUGACGAUACAAAGAAAGGCAACAAUUCUGGGGGAAACGCGGUCAAAAUAUAACGGACCAAUAAUGUGUACAUGUGUUUGCCUAUAGUAACGAUAGUCCAAUGUAUUGUACCGGUGCAGUGAUCUUGUGGGCUGACAGAAGAAGAACAGGGGCCCCGAGCAUAAUCAAAUAGCGUUUGAUAUUAAUUUUCCGAACUGUCCCUCUUCAGGGCCGCUCGGGAAAAUGAAACCGUAGCCGCCCACUUGUUGAAGGUCGCCGUGGAUGUCAAUUUUAUAUUUUGCUGUGGCUGCCAAACGGUAAAAUUCGAACAUUCCUGAAAUGGAUCUUUUUCGUUUUCUUGCGACGUCACAGUCACUUUCGAACGUCCGUGAAAAAGAUCUAUUUGAACCUAGACCGCCAUCACGGAUUUUCGUCGUCGUCUGCUAUCUCAAACCUAAAAGGGUGUGAUGUUGUGCUCCUGGCCUCUUGUGUUUUGACGACUUUUGUCAACACCUUCUUAACAGUGUUAAAGGACUGAAACACACUAUUCUGAAUUAACUCCGAGACCGUCAGCCAAAGUGAUCAAGAUUAUUUUCAUUGAUCAACUUUUGACAUGGCGACUGCUGCACCGUCAAGCCUGAGAGCACAGAUCCGCGAAGAACUGACCUGCAGCAUCUGCCUGGAGCUGUUCACCAGGCCCAAGGUGCUGCCCUGUCAGCACACCUUCUGUCAGGGCUGUCUACAGCACCAUGCAGGUGGGGGUGUGCGCUUCAUGUGCCCGAACUGUCGUCGACAAGUCAGGUUGCAACGUCAAGAGGUCAAGUCACUACCUGAUAACCUUAUUGCGGCAAGCCUUUGCGAGAGGCUGCAGUACCAGAACACUCCAUCAGGAGACGCAAGGGAGCAACCACAGGACCGAGACAGAUGCCAGUCCCACCCUCAUGAAGAAGUCCAACUCUUCUGUAAACAGUGUGACGAGCCAGUCUGCAACGAAUGUUUGGAUGAAGGGCACAGUGAUCAUGUCACUAUAAGCCUGAAGAGGGCCUCACAGGAAAGAAAGCCCCCCGUCCAAGCACUUCUUGAUGAGGGGAGGAGAAUCUUAGAAACCUACUGUAGUUUCCUCAAAAGCCUGAGGGAGAAAGAGGAAAGUCUGAAUGAACAAAAACGAUUGACAGACAACAGCAUUAUUCAGGCCCACAAACAAGCAGCGCAGGAACUCGCAGAGAACAGAGUCCAUCUCUUGUCUGCAGUAGAAGAAAAUCAGGGUAAAAACAAUGAAGAGUUACAGAAGAAAAGGGACGAAGUUCUAGCAGGUAUCAGUCGACUAUCUACUGCCUGCGAUCAAGCUGAACAAGAAAUGGAGCGGGGAGGGGUAGGGUUUCACAGUCAGGAAGCUAUUUUGACGGAGGUCAUCGGGACAUACCAACAAAAGGAAGCACCAAGUACUACACAAUCUCAGUCUGCAGUCUUCAAGCCAAUAAACACCUCUGUGCAAGUAUUGGGACAUGUCAUGUUCCAGCCUGCUCCAAUCAGUGAUCACCACCAGGAAAAAAUAAUAUCGUUUGGUCGACUGGGCUCAACAACAGCAACUGUCAGCACACCUCUUGGUGUAACAGUCUCGGAUGAAAGAGAGAUCUAUGUAGCAGAUCUUGGGAUCAAGAAAAUCCAAGUCUUCACCUUGCAGGGAACGUUUGUGCGCCAGUUCCCUAUGAUCGAGCUAUGUGGACAGGGUAUGGAAUCAGUUGAUGUGGCAAUGGGCAGGUUGGGAGUGUGGGUGGUGGGGGUAACAUGCCUAAAGAUUGCUAACUUUGCUGUACAUUAUAGCAAAGACGGCAGGGUGCUGAGAAAGUUUCACUUACAACAGGCAGGGUGCCAAAGAGGAGUUGCUGUGGACACCAGGAUGAACCACAUCCUCAUCACACAAACCAUAGUAGAAGACUGGGGUAGAGCUCGGGGAGAGGUGAUAGUUCUCGGGUCAGAUGGAACUCUUGUGAGAACUGUGGAUGGGAAAGCCCCAGGCUCAGGUUGGUUGUCAUCCCUUUUCUGGCAGCAGAGGAUGAAGCGGCUCAUGUACAUCUCUGUAGAUGGAGAAGGGAGGAUUCUUGUGUCAGACUGGGACAACCAUUGUGUCUUCGUGUACGAUGACUUUGGGAAGUUUUUGUUCAAGUUUGGAGGUGAGGGAAGUGGUGAAGGUAAGCUGAAGCAUCCAUAUGGCAGUGGUACAGACAGUUCAGGUAACAUCAUUGUGGCAGACAGUGGAAACAAUCGUGUGGAACUGUUUGACCUAACGGGCAGAUUCAAACACAUCACUACAAAUAUAGAGCACCCAGGGGGUGUCGCCAUGGCACCACAGGGACAGCUGGUGGUGACCUGCUGCAAAAACCACACAGUGCAUAUAGUACCCUCCUCUAUGAUAUACAGUAGCCAAUGUUAAUCAAAAGUCAAGAUGAUUCAUUGUACAGAUCAAACCUCUUAGAAUUCAAAUCAGAUGAAGCAAUCUUCCACGAGGUAUAUGUUGUUUUACAAAGCAUUCAUGUUAUACAUGUCGUUGAGCAGGGUACAGGUAAGGUUGGACUCUAAAUGAUAAAGCCCUUAUGACAGCUGCUAUGAAGAGGUUACAUCUUAUCAACAUCUCUGUUUUUCACAAACUUUUGAAUACUCUAGAAUGGAAUUAUCCUAUUUCUAGAAAGUUAUGACUGCAGAAGAUAUAAGUAAUACAUCUACAUUGGUAAAGGUUUAUUCUCAGAAAAGAAACAGUCCAAGGAAUAAUUUUACAAUUGUCUUAAAAUUACCCUGGGAGCCAGACAGGACCGGGUAGCUAGCGAGUUUUGUUCGGGGACCCAAGUCAGUCAGCCCGCAGAUCUCACAUUAGUGCUCCGGGGGAGUUUAAGCCUGAAGAAGUUAUCGCUACCCUUUCCGUCGGGAGAAGGGUCCUAGCUGCCUGAUCCCGGCUGGCUCCCAGGCUUUCUUAAAAUGGGCCAGUACAUUGUGAUAGGUAGACAUCAUUCACCUCGUGAGCACCAUGUUUUAACCCUCAAACACCCGAGUGGGGUCCAUUUGGACCCCAGGCGUACAUUUUGAAGUGAUAGGUAGACAUCAUUCACCUCGUGAGCACCAUGUUUGAAACAUUACUGGAAGACAUUGUUGUCUGCUGUAAUGUUGCUCCAGUGUUUGGGACUUACUCUUACUGUAGUCGUCCCUUUGAACGCCAUGACCAGGGAACCAGGGCAGGGUUGGAUGGAAAAGUUGUGUCAACAGUAAACUGCUAUAUAAUAAGUACAUGGGCUACAUUAUUUGUACAAAUUAAAUUGUUUUCAAAUUU